This is a messenger RNA of Planococcus citri (citrus mealybug), 2147 nucleotides long. It is a transcript of the gene Adsl, whose product is annotated as adenylosuccinate lyase. The record is from RefSeq and is a predicted model, not a curated record. NCBI's taxonomy places the organism in Eukaryota, Metazoa, Arthropoda, Insecta, Hemiptera, Pseudococcidae. Gene Ontology annotation, biological process: 'de novo' AMP biosynthetic process. Gene Ontology annotation, cellular component: cytosol. The transcript has 9 exons. Bases 385 to 1827 code for a protein of 480 amino acids. Gene Ontology annotation, molecular function: (S)-2-(5-amino-1-(5-phospho-D-ribosyl)imidazole-4-carboxamido) succinate lyase (fumarate-forming) activity; N6-(1,2-dicarboxyethyl)AMP AMP-lyase (fumarate-forming) activity.
GAUAAUAUUUAGGCAAAUGGUUAUUAUAUGUAUAUAUAGUCAAUUACAAUUAUUUUUACAUCAAUGGUAUAGGUAGUCCAUCUCAAUAGCACUUCAAAAAAAAUAAAAUUCAAAUUUUAAAGAUGAAUCAGAAUCAUUUCAUUUUUGAUUGUUUUCAAGGUAAAAUACGGUAAUUACGAAGCAAUUUACCCUCAUUGCGCAGAAUCUAUUAAAAAUAACACCUACUGCGCAUACAUCACAAACGAAGUUGGGAUCGAGUUAUCAAUUCAUUCCGAAUUUGAAUUGAAAAUUGAAGAGAAAAGUUUGCAAGUUUACAAAGUCUUAGAAGUUGUGUACAAUCGUGGUCUUGGUGCUGGGUUUCGUGCAGUUUCAUGAACUUUCAUCAUGUGCGAUUCAGUGAAUACCUUUGUGUCUCCAUUCUCGACAAGAUACGCUUCGCCGGAAAUGAAGUACAAUUUUAGUGAUAACAAGAGAUUCACCACAUGGAGAAGAUUAUGGUUGUAUUUGGCUAAAAGUGAGAAGGAGCUGGGACUGAAAAUUACCGACGAUCAAAUCAAAGAGCUGGAAAAAAAUGUAGACAACGUUGAUUUUGUGAAAGCGAAUGAAGAAGAGAAACUAACUAGGCACGAUGUAAUGGCCCACGUUCACGUAUUCGCCGCGCAAUGUCCAUUAGCGGCGCCAAUCAUUCAUUUAGGAGCUACUUCGUGUGAUAUUGUCGAUAAUACGGAUUUGAUAGUCAUGAAAGACGCUAUGAAAAUUCUGUUACCAAAACUCGCUAAAUGUAUCUCAGUGAUUGCCGAGUUCGCUAAAAAGCACAAAUCUCUACCUACCUUAGGAUAUACCCAUCUACAACCAGCUCAGUUGACGACGGUAGGAAAACGAGCUUCCUUAUGGUUGAAUGAAUUAUUAAUAAGCGAACGUGCCAUUAGCAAGGUGAAAGAAGAUUUGUUGUUCAGAGGUAUCAAAGGUACUACUGGAACACAAGCUUCUUUUUUACAAUUGUUCGAAGGUGAUUACAAUAAAGUCAAAAAACUGGAUACCUUAUUCACCCAAUACGCUGGCUUCCAAAAAUCAUUUCCGGUCACAGGGCAAACGUAUUCCAGACUGGUUGACGUUGAAAUCGUAUCAGCUCUGGCGUUACUUGGAGCAGCUGCUCAUAAAACUUGCUCCGAUUUAAGAAUACUGGCGAAUCAACAAGAAAUGGGAGAACCGUUCGAAGAAACUCAAAUUGGUUCAAGUGCCAUGGCUUAUAAACAAAAUCCAAUGCGUAGCGAACGAUGCUGUUCUAUUGCUAGAUAUUUAAUGAAUUUGGUUCCAAAUCCAUUGCAAACAGCUUCUGUUCAGUGGCUAGAAAGAACUUUGGACGAUAGUGCGAAUAGACGAAUUGUUUUAUCAGAAGCAUUUUUAGCUGCCGACAGUAUAGUGAGAAUUUUACAAAAUGUGUUCGAAGGAUUGACCGUGUUCCCUAAAGUGAUUGAAGCGAAUAUAAAUAAUUAUUUACCAUUCUUAGCUACCGAAAAUAUCAUCAUUGCUGUAGUCAAUCAUGGAGGCGACCGUCAAGAAGCACAUGAGAAAAUUCGAGUUCUGUCAAUCGAAGUUGCCAGAGAAAUGAAAGUAGAAGGCGUCAAAAGAAAUACUCUGAUUGAAAAGAUCGAAAAGGACAGCUUUUUCGAAAAAAUUAUUCCAGAAUUGCCUUCUAUUUUGGAUAUAAGAACAUUUUUCGGUUGCGCUGAUUUACAAGUUUCUGAAUUUUUAGAAGAUUACGUCGAUCCUGUUUUGAAAAAAUACGAAAUUGAACGUAUAGCACCUUCCACACUGGAUAUUUAAAACAUUCGAAGACGACAAAACGCAGCGUUGAAUCGAAUACCUACCUACUACGAAGCUUUCAAUUUUUUAAAAUUUGUGCUAAAUAAUUAAUGUUAUCUUAUUCGAGUAAUAGUUUAAUACUCACAUGUUUUUUUUUGUAUUUUAAACUGCGGGGUACACAGAUAGUAUGUUCAUUGUAUAGUCUCUGCUCUUCUUCUUCAUCAUAGUUCAUGAACAAUAAUCGAAUGAAUUUUAUUUUUGUUAGGUAUGUUCCAGUGUUCCUGUUGUAAUGUUGUGUUUUGUUUUGUUAACUUAUCUGAAAUACAUAAUCUUGCAUUUUA